UCCCUUCCGUCGAAGUGCCUCACUCUGUCUCUGUCGUUUAGAUAGACGCCGGAAACGGUACAUUCUACACAUAACCAAGUUCAGCCUACCUGGUAGCCAUCAGUUCGAAGAAGAAGAAGAGAAAAACGACGCCGCUCAGCCCAGCCCAUGAUCAUGGCCUUCUCGUCCCGCCUCUUGUCCAAAUCCAAACAGUUUUGUGGUAGCCAAAUCACCUUGCAGCAGACUCAUGCUAUUCCAGUCCGCUUCUUUGCCAAACAAGGAUCCCCUGCUCUUAAGGGAGAUAACAUGUUGAAGGGAAUCUUUUUUGAGGUUAAGAACAAAUUUGAGACAGCCUUGGGGGUACUUCGAACGGAGAAGAUCACCAUAGAUCCGGAAGAUCCAGCUGCAGUUGCUCAGUAUGCCAAGGUUAUGAAGACAAUAAGAGAAAAGGCAGAUUUGUUCUCAGAAUCCCAAAGGAUCCAGUACACCAUACAGACACGAACUCGAGAUAUUCCAGAUGCCCGGACAUAUCUGUUGACAUUGAAGGAAAUACGAAUCAAGAGGGGUCUCACGGAUGAACUUGGUGCGGAGGAAAUGAUGUUUGACGCACUGGAAAAGGUUGAAAAGGAACUUAAGAAGCCCCUUAUGAGGAAUGACAAGAAAGGAAUGGCUCUUCUUAUGGCAGAGUUCGAUAAAAUCAAUAAGAAGCUUGGAAUCCGAAGGGAAGAUCUGCCCAAGUAUGAAGAACAGCUAGAACUCAAAAUUUCCAAGGCACAGUUGGAGGAGUUGAAGAAAGAUGCUCUUGAGGCAAUGGAAACUCAAAAGAAGCGGGAGGAAUUCAAGGAUGAGGAAACGGUUGACGUGAAGUCUUUGGACAUUCGGAAUUUUAUCUAAGAUCGGAGUUUGCUGUCGGCUUUACCGUUUGAAGUUAAUAAUCGUUUGGAGUCUGGACAGAGUGGAAACUACAAUUUUUGUUUGGAAGAUGGUUAUUGGAGACUACUUGUCUCCUUUUUCUUUUUCUUUUUUUUUCAUCGCUGUGCGGUAUGCCUUUAAAUUGAUAUCUGAUCAACAGAUUCAAAAUAAGUUUUUUGUACGUAUUACAAGAUUUCC
Juglans microcarpa x Juglans regia is the source of this 1089-nucleotide messenger RNA. RefSeq names its product probable ATP synthase 24 kDa subunit, mitochondrial. The record is from RefSeq and is a predicted model, not a curated record. Lineage: Eukaryota; Viridiplantae; Streptophyta; Magnoliopsida; Fagales; Juglandaceae. Gene Ontology annotation, biological process: pollen development.